This is a messenger RNA of Mandrillus leucophaeus (drill), 2047 nucleotides long. RefSeq names its product putative speedy protein E6. Gene Ontology annotation, molecular function: protein kinase binding. Gene Ontology annotation, biological process: positive regulation of cyclin-dependent protein serine/threonine kinase activity. The transcript is spliced from 8 exons. The record is from RefSeq and is a predicted model, not a curated record. Lineage: Eukaryota; Metazoa; Chordata; Mammalia; Primates; Cercopithecidae. Bases 552 to 1508 code for a protein of 318 amino acids.
UACAUGAUAAUCUCACUCUUGUAAAGUUUCAUAGUUUCUGCUUACCCUAGUUUUCUUUCCCACCCUGUUCCCUCUCCUACCAGACUGGUCUCUGAAAUGGGCAUGUACAGAGGAGACCCCAACAUGCUUUGCGUGGAGAGGACACAGCCUCUGCUGGGACAGGGAACAGAGGGAUGCAGAGACCCUGAUGAUGCUUUUGGACAGUGGUCUGAGGUUGGGACAGUGGCAGGAGGUACCAUCCAUUCACCCAGGAUCUCCAGGACAAGAGAUCAGCUUGGCAGUUACAUGUGUUUUUCUUCAAACUGGUUGCCAGGUUGGAAUGACCGAUGACAUCAGAGAUUCCAACCUUCCUGAUUGGAAGGACCGGCCUCCGUUGGCGCCUGGGAGCUCAGGUGGACAACAGCAUCUUCUCAGAGCUGUUCUCCACUCCUGACUUCUCCUAGCCUCAAGAAUUGAUAAUACACUCUUCCGGGUCCUAGCAGAGUCCAGAAGGCGGCUUUGGACAGAACAGAGACUAGGUUCCGUGGGUUGGGACAGAUUUUGGAAAGAUCAUGACCAGUUGUCAACCGCACCCCCAGGAUGAGGAGCAGAGCCCCCAGCUGAGCACCUCGGGGUACCCCCGCCAGGAGGUGGUAGAUAAUGAAGUGUCAGGACCAUCAGCCUCUGGGGUAGAUCCCAGCCCCCCAUGUAGGUCCCUUUGCUGGAAAAGGAAGAGGGAGUGGUCGGACAAAUCUGAGGAGUCAUCGGAGGAGGAGCCAGAGAAGGAGCUCGCCCAUGAGCCUGAGGAGACCUGGGUGGUGGAGAUGCUGUGUGGGCUCAAGAUGAAGCUGAAGUUGAAGCUGAAGCAACAGCUAGUGUCGUCCGUGCUCCCUGAGCACCACGAGGACUUCAACAGGCUGCUUGCCCCUGGGGUAGAUCCUAGUCCCCCGCGUAGGUUCCUUUGCUGGAAAAGGAAGAGGGAGUGGUCGGACGAAUCUGAGGAGUCAUCGGAGGAGGAGCCAGAGAAGGAGCUCGCCCCUGAGCCUGAGGAGACCUGGGCGGCGGAGACGCUGUGUGGGCUCAAGAUGAAGCUGAAGCGACAGCGAGUGUCAUGCGUGCUCCCUGAGCACCACGAGACUUUCAACAGGCUGCUUGAGGAUCCUGUCAUUAAAAGAUUCCUGGCCUGGGACAAAGAUCUGAGGGUGUCCGACAAGUAUCUCCUGGCUAUGGUCAUAGCAUAUUUUAGCCGUGCUGGCCUCUUCUCCUGGCAAUACCAACGCAUUCAUUUCUUCCUGGCUCUCUACCUGGCCAAUGACAUGGAGGAGGACAACGAGGCCUCCAAACGAAACAUCUUCUACUUCCUGUACGGGAAGAACCGAUCCCAGAUACCCUUGUUCCAUAAGCUUCGGUUCCAGUUCUUCUGUUCCAUGCGCUGCAGGGCUUGGGUUUCCCUGGAGGAGUUGGAGGAGAUCCAGGCUUAUGACCCAGAGCACUGGGUGUGGGCACGAGAUCGCGCCCGCCUUUCCUAGAGCACCAGGGAACAUGGAGGCCUGAGGUCAUCGGCCUGAGGGAAGAACACCGGGCCCAGGGGAGAUGCGGAUUUUCAGCAGGAACUUUAUUCCAAUGCUAAUGGCAGACACCAGGAAGGAGGAGAGGAGCCAUUUGUGCAGAUCAUCUAGAAGAACCUGGACUGUUCUAGAUGGAGCUGAAUAGAGUGAUCACCGUUGUCCUCCUAGGACAAAGCGGGUACUUCUAGGAAUCCACAGAGAACAGUGAGAAACCAGGGGUGUUCCUGGUUCCACCCCUUCCUGCAGCACCACCUCUCUUUUUUUAUAUUGCUGAAUUCCAACCUCCCCGGGGCGGAACCUGGAGGUCUUGUUUCCUAUGGACUUGGUUGCCACAGUCCAGGAGCAUUUGAAGGCACAGUGCAGACACUCAGAUUGGCACAGAAUUCUUUGUAAAAUAUGAGUGCCAUAGACUGUAACAGAUAGCUUCAUGCACACUAUGCAUUUAUUGGUUUGUUUGGAAAAUGUUGUCCAUCAAAUUAUUAAUAGGUUUAUUUCAAAUA